Molecule: messenger RNA, 1794 nt
Organism: Aplosporella prunicola CBS 121167
Lineage: Eukaryota; Fungi; Ascomycota; Dothideomycetes; Botryosphaeriales; Aplosporellaceae
Exons: 1
Coding region: 1-1794 (597 amino acids)
Source: RefSeq, a predicted model, not a curated record
AUGUCCGACUCUGACGUUUCUGCUCGCCCACUUAGUCCAGUAUCUAAGAUAGAUGAGAGGCUUAGGGGUUGGGAUCAAGAGACUACCCAGAUGGAGGACCAGCUCAAGGAACUUGAGUCUAAAUGCCAACAAGAUAUCGAUUUAAUAGGUAACAAAUUAGAAGGACUUUGUAACGAUAUUAAAUCGCUCGAAGAGAGGGAGCAAGAACUCCUGUCCGAAUGGCAAACAAGUGUAUCGGGUACACAGAGCGAAGAUGACUACGCACGCAAUAUCAAAACCAUCCACGAAACGAUCAUGUGUCUGAAACAGAAAAAGCUGGCCCUUGAGAAAGAGGUGAAGGAAAGGCUACAGCGCUAUUACAAAGAGCAGAAGGAUAUAGAGGAAGACCACAGACGAAUCCGAGAGAGCAGAAAAGCUGAUGAAAAACCUGACGAUGGAGGUGCCCUUGAUAAUGGAUAUCUUUUGGAUGCCGACAUUGAUGACAUCUUCGAGAACCAACACGAUGAAGCUGCAGAAAGCGACGAGGAAACGGAACUACGCGAGACGCCCGACAGUGCGGACGAGGAUACCCACGACACGACGGAUGGAGUCGAAGAGCUUUCCUAUGACGAAGAGGAGAAGAAGCCGCAUGGAGUGCCUGGCCAUGAGGACAACGACGAAGUUUCUCACAGGGACGAAUACGAUGAACUUUACGGGAUGUCCGAUUCUGAAGACGGAGGCAAUACAAAUCGUACGAAUGACGACAACCACAGUCGCACCGACGAAUCCCCUGAUCACAAGUCGGACGCUCAUGAGAACAGGAUGGACGAAGCCGAAGAUGGUGACUACUCUAACACCAUCACUCGGAAGCAGAAAGAGAGCCACCCUGAAAAACACUCCCGAGAUGGCAACGAAGGUAACUCUGAGGACGUCAGAAUCACUACUCUUCAUUUAUCGAACCUUGACGUGCAGGAGCAAACAAACCACAUGAUGGGAAACGGAGAGGGCGAGAGCAGGGCCGAGACAGAGGACGAACGCAAAGAGGAUAAGGAGAACGAACGAAAGGAGAAAAAGAAAGAGAAGAGAAAACGGCAAAAGGAGCGGAAGAAGCAGGAGAACGAGAGGGCAAAGAAUGAAGAAAAGCUGACCUCGAAGGCGGAAGGCGAGACCGGCGCACCAAAGGAAAGCGCAACGUCCCUGCCGCUACUAGAUCAACAGGAAGACCCGGAGAAGGUUGAUCGCGAAACCAACAAGAACAGCGACGAGACACGCAACGGCGACUACAACGAUAAAGCAAUGCUACCGUGUGAUCUCGACGGAGUCAACAAAGACCAUUCUUCCGCCCAAGCGCGCAGCGAACAGCCAAAGACAACGACGGAGACAGGAGCCAAGGACAUGCCUGAUAGUCCAACCACGACAGAGCACGUCGAAGGCGGAAACACGGAGGACAGGCUGCAAAACACCCAACAAUUGGACCAGCCAGGUAUCAAGCAAAGCAAACAGAACGACAAAUCUACCGAUGACGGAGGCCCUAUUCAAUCCAACUCCAAAGCUACGGCUAGUGAAGAAAGCAAGUUUAAAGAAACCGUUGCCUCAACCACGCAGCGUGAAGCCUUAAAUGAACGGCCUGACACCCGCCGCGGCUGGUACGAAGAUGGGAUGCAGGUGGUCGAUACAUUGAGUGGUGAAGAUACCCUUUUCCAUGGCGAGGAGGACCCCAUUCCCCCUGACGAGGGAAACGGCAUUCUCCAUGACGAAGAACCCGGACCGACGAAGGGAUCAACGAUGGGAAAAGAACCAGCGAAAGGGGAGUAG